CUCUACCGGCACCAGAAAGAGGCGAUCCACGCCGCGGUGGGGGAGAAGAAAUCCGUCGUCGUGUCCACGCCCACGGCGUCCGGGAAGUCGCUGUGUUACGUCCUCCCUCUUCUCCACGCCUUGGGGCAAAAGAAGUCGGCCAGAGCGCUCGUGUUGUUCCCGUUGAAGGCGCUCGCGAACGAUCAGCUCGCCAAGUUGAAGGCGUUCCCGGAGGCGGCGAGAAAGGCGCUCGAGGCUGCGGAAGGGAAUAUCGACGGCGACGGCGAGGGGGAAGACGCAGGCGCGUUGUCCUCACACUGGUCCCCUUACGACCGCGUUGGCCUCGUGCUCACCAACCCGGACUCGCUGCAUCAUUUCAUCUUGCCCGGGUACCCGCGCAAGUGGAGCAAAUCGUUCUGGGCGAACCUCACGCACGUGGUGAUCGACGAAGCGCACGUGCAUCGCGGCGUCGCGGGGUCGCACUUCGCCAACGUCAUCCGGCGCGUGAUUCGUCUGUGUCGAGUAUGCGGCAACGACGACGUGCGCUUCGUCUGCACGUCGGCGACGAUCUCGAACCCGCGAGAGCACGUGCUCGCGCUGACGACGAAAAAUCCGACGUGCGUUACCGUUCGUCCGGGACGUCCGCGGUCUAAUAACGCCGCGGCAAAAAACAACGGCGGCGACGAGAAGACCGCGCAGCGACGGAGCGCGUACGCGGAAGCCGCGGAGGUGAUCGCUUCGCUCGUGAAGAACAACGUCCGGUGCCUCGCGUUCGUCUCCGCGAGGUCGCUCACGGAGUCCGUCUGCCGCGACGCCAGGGAGCUGCUCGUGAAGGCGGGACGGCAGGACCUCGCGUUGCUCGUUGACUCCUACCGCGCCGGUUACUCCGUGAAGGAACGUCGCAAUCUCGAGCACCGGCUCGCGUCCGGGGAAGUCUCCGCGCUCGUGUGCACGUCCGCGCUCGAGAUGGGGAUCGACGUCGGGACGUUAGACGCGACCGUGCACGUCGGGGUGCCGGAGACGGCGUCCGCGAUGUGGCAGCAGGCGGGGCGAGCCGGCCGCCGCCGCGGGUGUUCGCUCGCCGUCGUCGUCGCCGCGGAGCGACCGCUCGACGGUUUCUACCUCGCGCACCCGAGUGAGCUCUUCAAGCGCAGACCGGAGAGCGCGCUCAUCGACCCAGCGAACGUGAGCGUGCUGGAGGCGCACCUGCCGUGCGCGGCGUUCGAGACCCCGAUCGAUCCGAAGACGGAUUGCAAGCUUUUCGACGACGCGGAAGCCGCGAGACUGUUUCGGUUGGGCGCGGAACGCGGGGAGACGACCGCGUUCUUCCGCCCACAUCACCACGUCAUGCUCCGAGGCGCGCCGUCCGGCGGCGACGCGUGGACGCUCCUCGACGUCACGCGCGGAGACUCGCUCCAAUCCGGCGCUCGCGAGCUCGAAAAAAUCGAAGCCCACAGAGCGAUGUCGCGCAUAUACCCCGGAUGCGUCCACCUCUCCAGACACGGGCAGUACAAGAUCGAGCGGCACGACGCGAAUGCGCGCGUGGCGUACUGCCGCGAGUACGCCAACCCGGAGGUGACGUACGCGCGCGAGCGGACCGCGGUGAUGCCGCUGGAGAAGGACCCGAGCGCGGGGAUACGCGAGCGAAAGGUCAAACGCGUCGGCAUGGCGCGCGUCUUCGAAGGCCGCGUGCGCGUCGUGGAGACGAUCCACGGCUACGUCGUGAAGAGGCUGCACACGCAGGAGCUCAUAGACGAGAUACCGUUCAACCCGGGCUUGCCCGGGAGCGAUUUCGUCACCGACGCGGUGUGGUGGGACCUCCCCGGAGAGCUCGUGCGAUCCAAAAUCGCCCCGGACAGACUCCGCGCGGCGACGCAAGGCGCGCUCAACGUCUGCGCCGCGCUCGUCCCCGCGGUGGCGAUGUGCGACGCGCGCGACGUCCUCGGCGCGUGCGACUUCCUCUCCUCCGACGGAUGCAACGGGUCGGACGGCGGCACGACCGGCGCGCGGAUGUACCUGUACGACGCGUGUCCCAACGGCGUGGGGUUGGCGAGCAAGACGUGGACGCAGCUCGACGCGUUGUGGGAGAAGGCGCUCGCGACGACGAGGGAGUGCAAGUGCGCGUCCGGGUGCCCGUCGUGCACGCAGGCGGGCGCGCGAGGACGCGAC
Molecule: messenger RNA, 2148 nt
Organism: Micromonas pusilla CCMP1545
Lineage: Eukaryota; Viridiplantae; Chlorophyta; Mamiellophyceae; Mamiellales; Mamiellaceae
Exons: 6
Molecular function (GO): ATP binding; nucleic acid binding
Source: RefSeq, a predicted model, not a curated record